AUGCGGUACAGAAACGAAUCCGAAAACGUAAAGAACUUGGCCAUUACAAUUGCUGAUUUCUUAUCAUCCCAAUCGGCUUGCAAAUUCGACCCAUCGUUUACGAGAAAGCUUAGAAUUGCUGUGAACUGUCUUGAGAAGGUUUAUUCCAUUAAUCUAAGGGAUUAUUUGCGCAUGAGAGAAUUUCCAAGCCUUCCAGAAAUAUUUCAAAGAGCCUCACAUCCAGUUCCAAUAAAGGACAAACUACAGGCAGAAAAAUGCAAAAUCCAGGGCAAUGCUCUUAUUCAGCAAGGCAAAUAUUCCAUGGCAGAGAUUGAGUUCACAAAAGCUAUUUGUCUUAAUGAACAAAAUCCUGUAUAUUACUGCAACAGGGCAGACACCAGAAUCAAACAAGGUCAGUACCAAAAGGCAGCAGCCGAUUGUCACAGAGCUUUGAGUUUGGAUCCUCAAUAUUCAAAAGCUUAUGCCAUACUGGGACAAGCUUACUUCAUGAUGAAUCUCCCAGCUAAAGCUGCUAGAUGUUACAGAAAGGCUCUUAAGAUACAGCCUCAUAAUGAGAUUUAUUUGAGAAUUCUUAGUCAUAUUACUCAGCCAACAAAUGGAUGUGGCUUUGAGAUUUUCAAUCCAUUUCUACGUUUGAAAAGAAAUAUCGCCGAUUUGGCGUCCAAUAUCUCGCCGUUGAGAAACGCCAUCGGUUGUAGUUAUCGUCCGCUUACAAAGGAUUCACCUCAUUCAAAAAGUCGUACAAUUUUAAGUCUUUCGGAAUCAACAGAUUAA
Argiope bruennichi is the source of this 774-nucleotide messenger RNA. RefSeq names its product small glutamine-rich tetratricopeptide repeat-containing protein alpha-like. The transcript has a single exon. Gene Ontology annotation, biological process: post-translational protein targeting to endoplasmic reticulum membrane. The coding region runs from base 1 to 774 and encodes 257 amino acids. Gene Ontology annotation, cellular component: TRC complex; membrane. Gene Ontology annotation, molecular function: protein binding; molecular adaptor activity. NCBI's taxonomy places the organism in Eukaryota, Metazoa, Arthropoda, Arachnida, Araneae, Araneidae. The record is from RefSeq and is a predicted model, not a curated record.